This is a messenger RNA of Owenia fusiformis, 2169 nucleotides long. The record is from the annotation of a GenBank genome assembly. NCBI's taxonomy places the organism in Eukaryota, Metazoa, Annelida, Polychaeta, Sabellida, Oweniidae.
UUUGAUUGAAAGACCCAUGAAAAUUGCAUAAUCAUACACCAAAUUGAUGGUAAAGUAAAAGCUAGCUUUUAUGUCAUGAAGAAACAAAACAGGAAGUACAUUUGCAAGAAAAAACCUUGGCGUAAAUGAUGACAGAAGCACGACAAAAGAAAAUGGAAGACAGCGAGUCAGAUGAGGAGUUUGUCGAUGCUUGUGAAACUUUUGAACAUGGUCUAGCUGCCAUUUCUAACCCAGACUUGCUCAAAAAAGAUGUGGAUAAAUCUCCAGUUAAGAAAGACAUUGAUAUAGCAUCAAAUGAACAAUAUAAGGCUGGUUGCACAACAAGGACUUCAGAUAUGCAUGUGCCAAAUGAAAAUACAUCAAACAGUGUUGAACAAACACACAAUGAUGCUCCAAAUAAUGACAAAGAUGAAAUUGAAGUAAAAACCAAUGACAGUCAAAUAAGUGAUGAUAAAAAUAGACCUAGUGAUAAUACUAAAGAAAACCAUUCUAGUGAUGAGGAUAAUGAUGGUGACAAUGAAGUAUAUGAUGAGGAUGAUGAAGAGGAUGCAACUGAAUCUGACUGUGAAAAGUUACUUCAUGAAGCACUCAAUGAAGAUAUACAAACAAAUCCUAACAAACCAGAUGAAGAUAAGGAAGAGGAGGUUCAAAUUGACAAAUACCUUAUUGAUGAAGAUAAUUUGAAGGUUAUGGAAGUGAAUAUGAGUGAUGAUGAAAAACAGGAGCGGCAAAAAGAGGCCCAACAGCUGAAGAAAACGGGGAAUGAAAAGUUCAGGGAUGGCCUACAAGUCGAUGCAGCCAAUUUCUACACACAGGCUUUACAAAUCUGUCCAUUGUGUUUUGCGAAAGACCGUGCAAUAAUGUAUUCCAACCGUGCAGCUUGCAGAAUGAAGCUGGAUGAUGACAAGGGUGCCAUAGAAGACUGCAGUAAGGCGGUGGAACUGAACUCAGUUUAUCUUAAAGCUAUUCUUAGAAGAGCAGAACUUUACGAGAAAACAGAUAAAUUAGAUGAAGCAUUGGGAGAUUAUCAACGUUUAUUGGAGCUUGAUCCCACAAUGCAUGUCGCACGAUCAGCCUGCAUGCGUCUUCCAGAUCAAAUAAAAGAAAGAAAUGAAAAAUUGAAGGCUGAAAUGAUGGGCAAGCUAAAAGAUUUGGGUAACAUGGUACUGAAACCAUUUGGACUUUCCACCAAUAACUUCAAUCUGGUGCAGGAUCCAAAUACAGGAGGAUAUUCUGUAAACUUCAACAACAAUGGAAAAUAGAGAGAAAAACAGACAUACAUUAUAAAACCACUAUUAUCAAGUUGUCAUUUGGCUGUCCAGAGUGGCAAGGAGGAUACUUUGUCAACUUCAACAAUAGAAAAAAUAGACAACAUUAUAAAACAAUUGUAAACGUGUCAUCAUGCAGUAGUCAUUUGGAGUCUGGAGUCCUAAGGAGGAUAUUGUGUCAAUUUCAAUAUUACUAGAAAUUAAGUGUUGUGGAGAUGAUUAUAAGAUUCAAGUAGUCAAGCUUACUACAUUAUAUUCAUUAUCACACUAUCGGUGGCACUAGUAGGAUGUAAUUGUUGUAAUGUAGGCAUGAUCAUGUGUCAUUACACAUGUUGGAUAGUACGAAAUCUGGCCCGUAGCCAGGGGGCCAAAAAUUAUUUCCAUAAUGGUCAAUUGGAAUUUUUUAAGAAUGAAUAAUUCUUGGCUUAAGGCCCUUAACAAAUUCAUGAGCGAUUCAAACAUUGACUCAAGCGUGUAUCCUCUGGAUUCAUGCAUUACAAAGAUGUCACUACUAGUCAUUUGGCUCAGACAGUGAAGUAAUCCAAUUCUCCCAUAUAAAGCAAAAGUAGGAGCCAGGUAAAAUGGUGUAAAUAAAUUACCUAUAUAGAAUAGAUAUCACAUGAGUAUUAUUCAGAUGAAUUGCAUUUUUCUCUUGUCCGUAAUUUGUUGAUGGUUGGAAGGAGACAUGGACGGAGGGACAGACAGGCAAGUUGUUGAUUCAGUAGGUUUGUCAUGUGAACCAAAAAGCAUACAUACUUUUCAAUUCUGGUGAUGAACCUUUUUUGCUUUUCAUAACAUUGAAAUAAUAUUUCUUUUUCAGAGGGUUUUUGUUUUUCAAAGAUUCAAUAAAUGGUCUUAUCCAUUUUAGAAAAUACAAUGUACAUGUAGUUUUGAAAAUGGG